Diatraea saccharalis (sugarcane borer) is the source of this 1734-nucleotide messenger RNA. Lineage: Eukaryota; Metazoa; Arthropoda; Insecta; Lepidoptera; Crambidae. The record is from the annotation of a GenBank genome assembly.
UUAAUGAGAUUUUCGAAACACACAGUUUCUUCUAUGUUUGCGCACUAAAAUGUAUCGCUUAGAAACUACUAAAAGGUUUUUUCUGCGGCUAUCAAGACACCAUUCACAAGCAGCGUUACAAAAUGAAUACUCCGACACUCCCGAGUAUCCGGAAAUCUUAGAUAAUUCUUUACAGGGCAGAAAGAUACGAGUCAGAGAAGCCCUAUUUGAGAAAAUAAAACAAUUAGAGACUGUUGAAGAAAAACAAAUAGCCCUUAAUAUGCCUCGUUUCUACGGCUGGAAAUGUGUCAUGUUACGUGAUGAUAAAAUUCCAUUUAAUGCUAUGCCUUUGGUUCAAUGUUACACAAGAAGCCAUUUUAUUCCUGUAGAAAAUCUACCUGAUGCUUAUUGCGAUACUGUUAAACCUGCAGAAGAAAUAUGUAAAGAAGUAAAAUCAUUUAUCGAAGAUGCUAUAAGUAUAGAAAUGGAAGGAGUGGCACGCAAUUUAAAUUUGUCAAAUGACAAACCAAUAAAUACUCAAAAAGAAAAUGAAAUAGCUAGAAAUCUAGUAAGGCAAAUAAAUAGAAUUAUAGCAAAUAAUGGAGCUGAGAAAUUUCCACACAUUUUAUCAAUGCAGGUAGAUCAUGAUCCUCGUCAUGAAGCAUUUUGGUUUGUAGGGGGUGUUGACAUACCAACUGGAGUAAGAAAAUGGAGAAAACAGCAAUCGUGGUAUAAAGAUAGAAUGAAUGAAAAUUUUGACAGACCAGUUCAGUACAUAGGUUCACCGUUUGUAGCAUUAAGAAGCCAUCUUCCACUAAAACCACUGAUUUCAUAUAAUGAAGCUGAAAAUCCAGAUUUCAAAGUUGAAAAGUUUUCAUAUACUCCACAAAACGUUGGAUAUUUCUCAAGUUUCAGACAUGGAACAAAUAUUCCAGGUUUCUGGCCAGGUGAUUAUGAUGAAUUUGGUUUCUUAUCUUACCAUGGCAGAGGACACAUUCUGUCACGAAAAGAUUCAUUUGGACAGGAUGAUAAUUUAGAAGCGUUGCACUGCCAAGCAAUUAAAGCAAGCUUUGGUUGGUUACUAGCACAAGCUAAUUAUCAAGGAUUCACAACAUAUAAUGACAUUACUUACCCAUUGGUUACACAAACUGUUAUAACUAAUGGCCAGUUGUGGUCCUUCUAUGCUUAUCAACUCAACACGUUAGUAAUGCAUAAUGAAAAUAUAGAUGAUAAUCCUAAACACAAUGUUUGUUUUGGUACAAAACCAUUGAAAUUAUAUGAAACUAUUGAGAAUGGAAAAGUCAAAGGUCUGAAUGAAGAUGUAUUGAAAAUGUUAAUACAAUUUUAUUUAAAUCAGCCUGAAGAGAGAGAACAUGAUUUGAAGCCUUAUUUGGGAAAAGAAAAUCAAAUUGUGGCUGACAUAGAAGAUGACAAUAAAAGAUGUUGGCUUGAAAGUAGAUAUAAGCAUUUAGUGUCAAAUAGACCAAAACACUUUUUGUUGCCUGAAACUUAUCUGUGGGAAAGAAUAUACAAAAUCCAACAUAAUACAAGAUUCCAUGAGGCAAAGAGAAGACCUUUUGAACUUGGCAUUUAUCCCUUCAAAAGGCGACUAAAUGAACAUCUGCCUCCAUAUAUUCCUAAAGCUCUUAGACCAUAUCCAAAAAGCAAGAAAAAGUUUGAAACUACUUAUUAUCCAGAUGUAUAAUAUUAUCAUUAGAUAUCAGAUAAUAUAUAUAAUAUUAUACAUGUAUGUAU